AUGUCACAACAGCGAAGUCCUCCUCCUAUAAUGACCGAUAUUUCGUCUAUUAUUGGCAAUACACCAAUAGUCAGACUUAAUUUUAAUGAGCUAGACGAUAAGCCAAUUGAACUAUUGGCAAAACUUGAGUUUUUGAAUCCUGUAUCAGGGAGCAUUAAGGAUCGAGUAGCCAGGAGGAUAUUGAAUGACCUUGAAAAAUCCAAUAAACUGCACGCUGAUGCUACGUUAAUAAUACCCACAACUGGAAACCUUGGCAUAGCGAUUGCUCUUCUUUCUAAGAAAAAAGGUUACAAAACGCUCGCGGUUAUCCCCGAACGUACGUCAAGUGAUCGCAUCCAUCUGCUAAAGACUCUCGGCGUCGAAAUCAUUAGAACUCCAAAUGAAGCACAUCGAUCUGCUAGUGAGAGUAACUAUGCUCUUGCACUUAAACUAGCCUCGCAGAUGGUGAAUUCAAUAGUCAUUGACGAGACGACUAGUCUUGACAACGUUCAAGUUCACUAUGAUGAAACAGCCAAAGAGAUCCUUACACAGGUUCGAGGAAAAUUAGACUUGUUGGUAGUUGGUGUAGAAUCAGGAGGAACUGUCACCGGUCUUGCAAAGAAUUUGAAAUCAAUAAUUCCAGGACUGAAGGUAGUGGCAGUCGAACCACAACAUUCCAGCAUUGAGGAAGGGAAGCCAGCUACGCCACUUAGCUUACAGCACUGGAGAGUAGAAGAUAUCGGAAAUAAUUUCACUCCAUCGAUAUUGGACACUACUCUAAUCGAUACAUGGAUCAAGGUCACCGACAAAGAUUCUUUUGCAACAGCAAGGAAAUUGAUGAACGAGGGCCUAAUGGCUGGUCCAUCUUCAGGAUCAGUUGUUAGUGCUGCCUUGCAGUACGUCAAUACGUACCUUAAAAGCAGCAACAUGGUUCGCAUUCUUACGAUACUUAAUGACAGCGCACGUAAUUAUAAUAGUACUCUUUUGUCCGAUGAUUGGCUCUUGGAUAACGAUCUUUUGGAUGAAGAAGCAAUCCAUAAACUGGAAUAUCAAAGAAUUAAGCGAUACAGAGCAGCUGGCGUCGAAGACCUCCAACUUCCAGCGGCAGUUACAGUCACACCGACAGCAUCAAUUACACAUGCUCUAGAGCUAAUGCUUGAACGGGAAUACUCUCAGCUUCCUGUAAUUGAUGAUCAUCGCAAGUUAUUAGGAUACGUCUCUCAAGCGUCUCUACAAACUCAUCUUGAGGCUGGCGACGCUCACCCUCAGGAUCAGGUGGCAAAAUGGAUGUUCUCAUUUGUGGGAUCGGGAAGGCAGGGAAAAAGGGCCAAGUAUCAAAUCAUUACGCCAGAUACACCGCUAUCCGAGCUGGCCAAGUUUUUGGAUGAACAUAGUUUUGCAGUUGUAACUGAUUCGGAGCGCAAAUGGUGUCUGGGUGUUGCUACCAAAUAUGAUCUAAUCAGUUUCUUAAAUCGAAGAAAUGCAGAAUUCUAG
This is a messenger RNA of Paraglomus brasilianum, 1473 nucleotides long. The record is from the annotation of a GenBank genome assembly. Lineage: Eukaryota; Fungi; Glomeromycota; Glomeromycetes; Paraglomerales; Paraglomeraceae.